AAUUCUACCGACGGCAAAAGACGAAACAGAACACGACGAGCUCCCAACUCUUGGCUCGAAGCGUUCUCCAGUCAUCCGCCGACCUGCGCUGCUUUGACCCACCCCACCCCUCUCCGUCUUCGCCCCUGACCGGACCAUUCUACUGCGGCGCUUCGCCUCCGCAAUCCUCUCCGCCGUUACACCGCCACCUUGGUACGCUUCCAACUCGCCAUCCUCGGUGGCGAGCACUCGCUGGUCGCAGCCCACGAGGAUGGCCUGUAGAUCGAUGGCUGCCUCGCAGCUUUAUGGAUCCGGUUUGGUGGCGAAGAGGAGCAUGCGAUCCUUGGAGGGGCUUCGGCCUUCUCUGCCGUGGUCUAGGGUUUCUUCUUCCGAUUCCGUGGAUGUCAAAAGCAUGUUUUUCAGAGUCCCUGCCUUUAGAGUUUCCAACAUCAGUGGCAGAAAGCUUUCAGUUUCUAUGUCCCUUAAUGGAACCAGUGCUGGAAGCAAUGUUGAUGCCAAUAAUGCCAUAAGAUAUGCGGAGGGUACUAAACCAGAUCUAGUCUAUGAUCCACUUAAAUCUAAUCCAACUGAAGAAUCAUUCGAUGGGAAAAUGGGUAUGGACAUGCGUAUACAGAAGGAGGGCAUCAUCCCAACCAAAAGAAGUGCAAAAUUACAUGAUUUUUGCUUCGGCAUCCCUUUUGGUGGAUUUUUAUUUGCUGGAGGGCUGCUAGGCUUUAUUUUCUCUAGAAAUGCCACGGCCAUGAUACAUGGUGGUGCUAUUUUGGUGCUAAGUGUACUUAGCCUAAAAGUUUGGAGGACUGGAAGAUCCAGCUUACCAUUUAUACUGGGUCAAGCAGCCUUCUCUGCUGCGUUUCUCUGGAAGCUUAUGCAGGCAUACACAUUGUCAAAGAAACUCUUUCCCACAGGAUUUUAUAUCUUCUUGAGUGCUGCAAUGAUAUGCUUUUAUUCGUAUGUGUUGAUCUCCGGCGGAAACCCACCACCGAAGAAGUUGGCAGCAGCUCCCCAGUCAUAAGCCAUGAGAAUUUGUACAAAAAAACACUCUAUGAGCAUGGUAAUGAUUCUAUACGCCAGCAACUGAGAUCUAAACGAUCACAGGCUACGAUCUAAACAAUGGUGAAAAGAUGUUAAGAGAGCCUUUCCUCCAUCCAACAUCCGUCUCUCUGGAACCAGUUCAUGAUGAUGGGGAUAUGUUGAAGCCGCACACGGUCGUCCUCGGUCUGUCCCCCUCCAUGCAGCUUCUCCACCAGCUCAAUUGGCAUGCCCUCGAGUUCCAGCUUCUGCAAGCCACCGAGGUACUCUAUGCCAACCGGAAUCGUCUUCAACUUGCCACACCUUACCAGUCUCAGCUCACGCAGGCUCUCGAGGGCGUUCUCUUCUACUUCCAUGCGGCUGAGGUGGAUCAUAUCACACAGCCCCAAAGACUUGAGCCUCCGGAGCCAACCGGCACGGAAGCACAGCUCGGUCCCGUCGUAUGCUUGCAUGAGAAAGAGGGACACCAGGUUGGGCAACUCCAUGAGCGAAGACAGCGAGUCCUCCUUGAGUCUCGACAUCUUUAGGACCAAAUGAGUGAGAGCUCUGAGAGAGUCAGGCCACCGAGACGUCAUCCCCUUCUCCAGCAUCCCGUACAAGCUCAGCUUCCGCAGCUGCGGCGGAGGAGUGAGGUUGUUUAGCAGCAAGGUGUCGUCUUUGUGCCUCGCCAUCACCACCAGGCGAACAAGGCGAUCCAUAUUGGAUAUGGACGCCGAGAGCAACUUGCUGUGGAUGGUUCUCACGCCUCUGAUGUCCAAGCUCUUCAUCUGCGUCAGACUCCGCAGAUGCCGGACCGUCGUCUCGUCCUCCACUACUACGGCCUUCAGAGUCUGCAGCUUCUGCAGCUUGCCCAUCCCGCCCGGAACGACGACUCCGCCGCCGAGAAUGGUGUAUCUUGAAGUCUGACGGUGGAACUUCUUCACCAUCAGAUGCCGCAGCCUCUCCAGCCUUGUGACUCCGCUGGGGAGCUCCUCGACGUGGGUGUAGACCGCAUCCAAGGUUUCAAGCUUCCGAAGGCUUCCCAGUGUUUUGGGCAGGUGCCUGACAUUGGUGCGCCGUAUGCUCAGGUAUCGCAGGUUGAAGAGGUGGCCUAUCUCGUCCGGCAAGCUCUCCAAUGGAGCGGCGCGGAGAUCCAAGACUCUUAUCAGCCGACACUUGGAGAGCAGCGAGGUGGAAGCCGGUGAGAACGCAAGGAAGGACCGAAGCAGCGGCAUCUUCUCGCUCAGCCUCUCAUCUUCACCCUGCACGAGGGAGAGUCGCCGGAUCCGAUCGCUUAAAUCUUCCGGCUUGCCGUCGUACGCCUCGGCGAAGUGCUCGUCUCUGGAUCUGGCCACGAUGAGCUCCCUGACGAGGUCAUGAACUCGGCAGAAGCGCACCCUUCCGGACUCGUUUGUGUGGGUGACUUGGAGCAGGCAGCGGCCGACCAGUUGGUUGAGGUAGUCCUCGGCCACCUCCUCCAUCGACCUCUGACGCCGCUCCUUCACGAACCCUUCCGCCACCCAGAGCCUGAUCAACCGAUUUCUUCCGAUGAGGUAACCCUCCGGGAAGAGGCUGCAGUGUAAGAGGCAGUUCCUGAGGUGGUACGGUAGAUGCCUGAUGCUUAGGCUCAGGAUUCUGGAGACUCUAUGGAGCCCUGUGUGUUCGGUGGUAGACCAUGUCAGGCCGUCGUGCAUGCUCUUCCAUGUCGACUCCGCCCUGUCCCUGUGGGACAACAGGAUGCCGAUGGCGACGAUGGCGAGGGGGAGGCCUUCGCACUUGUCCACGAUUCUUCUGGCCCAGUGCUCCAGCGCCGGGGGGCACACGCUUCCUUCCCCCCUCGGAAACGCCUUCUUGCAGAAGAGAGACCACGCCAUCUCCUCCGGCAGAGGGUCCACUGUCAUGACCCGGCUGCCACCCGCCACCGAAGCCACUUCCUGCAUCCUCGUGGUGAUGAUGACUCUGCUCCGGCAGUUGUUGGCGAGCAGCGCGUAGCUGAUGUCCGUCCAGAUGCUGACCUGCCACACAUCGUCCAGCACAAUCAGGUACCUCUGGCGGUCCAGAUGCGCGCGGAGUGCUUCCACCAGCCUCCUGUACUCCAUCGAAUCGAAGUCGUCGGCGGUCUCUUCCAUCCUCUCCUGCAGCAGCGCCCUCAGGAUCUUCCGCAGCAGGUCAUCGAUGUUGUAGUUUUGGGACACAAUGACCCACGCGCGGCAGCUGAAGUGGCUGAGGAUUGCUCUGUCUCUGUAAACUCUGGUCACGAGGGUGGUCUUCCCGACGCCGCCCAUGCCGAAGACGGCGACUGCGGUGCGCCGGGGCUCCUCGUCCGUCAGCAACCCGAUAAGCCUAUCCUUGUGGUCGUCGAUCCCCACAAGUUCGUCUUCCUCGACGAAGUGUGCUGAUUCCGCUAAAUGGUAGCCCGGCUGGGGGUCGUCGGGCAGCUCCGCCAACUUCUGUGGGAUUCUGAUGACAGGCAACUCUCCGAUUCCUGAUAGCUGAGCAAGGCUAACUUCCUUGGCCUCCAGUCUCCUGGCGAUUUCGCGCAAAGCAGUGGCCUUGGCGUCGUUGGAGAGGCCACGGACGAAGGCUCCCAAGCUGCCCCAGCUGCUACCGGCGACGACGUAGGUGUACUCGUCGACGAUGUCCUCGAUGUCGUAGGCCACAUCUUGAACCUGCUUGGCCCAGGAGAUAAAGACCAGCUCAUGUUCGCCUCUGUACGUGUUCAUGGACUUGAGGAACUCCUGCAUCACCUCGAGCUCGCUCUUGAUCCGGAUCAUCCCUUCGUGAACGUUCUGCUGAGGCCUGGCGAGGCCGCCGGGAGGUCGGACUGCUGCAGUGGCCACAGCAUCGGUCAUCUUCUCGAUCAAGCUGAAGACUACAACCUCUGCCAUCUUAUCUCAAGAUCUUCCUCUAUCGGAGAAACUGCUACUGUACAAGGCCAGAUCAAAGGCCAGAGUUCAUCUACCCACCAUUUGGCCUCUAUAGAGUUGAUAUUGUUUUCGGAGCAUUUAGCUCCAAGAUUUCUCCAUCUCUCUGACAACGAAAGAAAAUUCCUGUUAGGCCAAACUCAGCACGAACGGUAAGGGACGAAGAAGAAGAAGUCAAAUUUUCUAUGCUUUCCUUGAUCCUUCA
Molecule: messenger RNA, 4137 nt
Organism: Musa acuminata AAA Group (dessert banana)
Lineage: Eukaryota; Viridiplantae; Streptophyta; Magnoliopsida; Zingiberales; Musaceae
Product: protein FATTY ACID EXPORT 1, chloroplastic-like
Exons: 8
Coding region: 251-1012 (253 amino acids)
Biological process (GO): fatty acid transport
Cellular component (GO): chloroplast inner membrane
Molecular function (GO): fatty acid transmembrane transporter activity
Source: RefSeq, a predicted model, not a curated record